UCAGCUGUGGAGCAACAAACACCAGAUAGAGAUCAACAAACUCAGGUUCAACUAUCUUCAAUACAACAACGACUUGCAGAAUGGUUAUCUGAACGUUUUUAUCAUCGCAAAAUCAUUGCAUCAAAGAUUUCCCAGAAUCAUAAAAAUUACAAUCCUGUCAAAGUUUACAACAGCACAAUACAGGACGAAAGUGUAUUCACAGCUCAUCAGGUUUAUUAUGAAAGCUGCCCGACGCUCAUUAAUGAGUAGGGUUCACUUAGAUAGGAGUAGACACGUUGAUCAGAUACCUAAUUAUCAGACACACAAGCUAUUGGACGGGUCAAAUAUUGGUUCACACCAUUACGGAGCCCACGGCGGGCACGGUGCUCACGGCCACCAAGGCACUUCACCUGCUAUGAUUCUCUAUUAUUUGGCUUCCGCAUUUCGAGUUUCAUCGAGGAUUGAUGAUGAUUUUAUUGACAAAAUCAACUACUUUUACACGACAACAAUACUUGCAUCAUUUGCACUACUUGUCACUGCUAAGCAAUAUGUUGGCUAUCCCAUCCAAUGCUGGGUUCCUGCUACAUUUACAGGCUUUUAUGUGCAAAAUACCUAUUGGAUUCCCAUGGAAGAAGAUAUCCCUCGUGAAGUUUAUUCGAGGAGAAAUCGACAGAUUGGUUACUACCAAUGGGUGCCUUUCAUUUUGGCACUUCAAGCGCUCUUCUUCUACAUCCCAUGCAUUAUUUGGCGGAUAAACCUUCAAGGACUUGUGCAGAUGGCAUGCGAUGCGCGAUUAAUGGAUCCAGAGAUUAAAUCGAGAACUGUUUUCACUAUGGCCAGACAUAUGCAGGAUGAAGUGCAUGUUGGAGCACAAGUUCAGCGACAAAGCCCAAACCGUUUAGCAAUUUUACGAAUUGGCAGACAUUGCGGAUGUUAUAUUACUCUUCUUUCAAUUGCAAUAAAAAUGUUAUAUUCCACCAAUGUCAUUGCACAAUUCUGCCUGCUCAACCAAAUCCUUGGUUCUAGAGAUUUUACUUAUGGUUUCACUCUUCUCAGAGAUAUUGUUAAUGAAAUAGAAUGGGAAAAAACAGGAAUGUUUCCUCGUGUUACACUUUGCGACUUUGAGGUUCUGCUCAUAUCUUUUUUAUUGUUUGAAAUCCUAAUUUUUAAGGUUCGAGUGCUUGGCAACAUUCACAGACAUACCGUCCAAUGCGUGUUGAUGAUAAAUAUGUUCAACGAGAAGAUUUUCCUCUUUCUGUGGUUUUGGUUCUUAACUGUCGGUUCAAUUACUAGCAUCUCGUUCAUUCGAAAAUAUCUUCGCGUCCUUAGUGAGCAUCCAUUAAAACCUAUGGCUGACGAUGUUUCAUUACGCAAAUUCGCCAAUAAUUUUCUUCGUAAAGACGGAUUACGAAUAAUUUCAACGCAUGCUGGUGAACUUAUGACAUCUGAACUGAUACUUGCGCUUUGGAACGACUUCAACAACAUCGGCGAGUGGAUGGAGCAUUGA
Molecule: messenger RNA, 1486 nt
Organism: Meloidogyne enterolobii
Lineage: Eukaryota; Metazoa; Nematoda; Chromadorea; Rhabditida; Meloidogynidae
Source: the annotation of a GenBank genome assembly